Molecule: messenger RNA, 3371 nt
Organism: Phacochoerus africanus (Common warthog)
Lineage: Eukaryota; Metazoa; Chordata; Mammalia; Artiodactyla; Suidae
Product: zinc finger protein 268-like
Exons: 6
Coding region: 279-3215 (978 amino acids)
Biological process (GO): regulation of immune system process; regulation of cytokine production; negative regulation of transcription by RNA polymerase II
Cellular component (GO): nucleus
Molecular function (GO): RNA polymerase II cis-regulatory region sequence-specific DNA binding; DNA-binding transcription activator activity, RNA polymerase II-specific
Source: RefSeq, a predicted model, not a curated record
CUCGUCUGCCGUCAGGGCAGGGGUGGAAGCACUGGAGCGGGAGCCUCAGAGUCACGGGCGAGGACCAAGUAGACCUGACCGCCGGGGAGAUCGGCUGCGGAGCUCGUCCUCCACGCAGCCUAGCGCUGCCCCGCCCCCCCAGGGGUUGGGGGUCCCUUCAAGUUUUGAGGCGGCGGGACAGUACUAGUCUGGCCUGCCUUGCAGCCCUAGCCAGAUCGCCCCUUGGGUCCCGCCAUCACCCGCAGGGCGCACAGAACUGGCCAGAAUUGGCCGUGGGGAUGGCCGCCAGGGUCCGGACAGCUGCCAUCUGGGUCCCACCUCUCCAGGAACGAGACAGUGCAUGCGAGAGGAUCAGAAAGCCCCAAGGUGAGGAAUCCAUCCUGAGUGAGGAGACCACUGAGCAGAGGCCUCUCUCUGGAGGAGAGGGGCAGAGGCACAGGAGUCCCAGGACAGAGCAGGUCCUUGAGUGGCUAUUUAUUUCCCAGGAGCAGUUGAAAACCACCAAGUCCUGGGGACCAUUGUCCUUCAUGGAUGUAUUUGUUGACUUCACCUGGGAGGAGUGGCAACUGCUGGACCCAGCUCAGAAGCACCUAUACAGGAGUGUGAUGUUGGAGAACUAUAGCAACCUGGUGUCCCUGGGGUAUCAGCACACCAAACCCAGGAUCAUUUUCCAGUUGGAACAAGAAGAGCCACGGUUGAUGCAAAUCCCAAGUCAGGGCCAUCCAGUAUUUUCAUUUCUAGAUAAAGUGUGGGAAAUUGAUCAUAUGGAAUGGCAUCGGGAAAAACAAGUCAAGCUGGGAAGUGUUGCAAAAGGCUAUCAGUGUACUACAUUUGGAAGACUAUGUCUUCUUAGUGCAAAUUAUAUUUCUUCAAGACAAAAGCUUCAUACAUGUGUCACACAUGAAAAGAGUUUGAAAUAUAAUAUAGAUUUCAGUAAUAAUUAUGCUGGAAAGAAUCCUAAUGGGUUUCAUGCAGUUAGGGAAUCAUUCUUCCAUUCUAAACAUGAACAAGCAGUUAUUGGAAUAAAAUACAGUGAAACUAAUGAAUUUGGAAAAGCUAUCAACAGAAAGUCACAGCUCAUAUAUCAGCCAGUGCAUAUGAGAGGGAAACCCUUUGAAUGCAGUUUCUGUGGGAAGGCCUUCAGUGCCAAGUCCUAUGUUGUGGUACAUCAGCAAACUCAUGCAGAAGAAAAACCCUACAAAUGCAAUGGAUGUGAGAAAGACUUCAGCAGUAAGUCCUACUUCAUUGUUCAUCAGAGAACUCAUGCAGGAGAGAAACUCCAUGAAUGCAGUGAAUGUGGGAAAACUUUCAGUUUCAGUUCACAACUCAUUAUACAUCAGCGAAUUCACACAGGGAAGACUCCCCAUGAAUGCUGUGAAUGUGGAAAAGUCUUCAGUAGGAAAGUUCAGCUCAUUUCACACCAGAGAACUCAUGCAGGAAAGAAACCUUAUGGGUGUUAUGAAUGUGGGAAAACUUUUGGCUUGAAAUCACAGCUCAUUGUACAUCAGAGAAUUCAUACAGGAGAGAAGCCCUAUGAAUGCAGUGAUUGUCAGAAAACUUUUAAUACAAAGUCCAACCUUAUGGUACAUCAGAGAAUUCACACAGGAGAGAAACCUUAUGGUUGUAGUGAAUGUGAGAAAGCCUUUACUUUCAAGUCACAGCUCAUUGUACAUCAGGGAGCGCACACUGGGGUAAAACCCUAUGGAUGUAAUCAGUGUGGAAAAGCUUUCAGUUUGAAGUCACAGCUCAUUGUACAUCAGAGGAGUCACACAGGAGUGAAACCCUUUGGAUGCAGUGAAUGUGGGAAAGCUUUCAGAAGUAAAUCCUACCUCAUUAUACAUAUGAGGACUCACACUGGAGAGAAGCUCCAUGAAUGCAGUGAAUGUGGGAGAGCCUUCAGUUUUAACUCCCAACUCGUUAUACAUCAGAGAAUUCACACAGGGGAGAAUCCCUAUGAGUGCCAUGAAUGUGGGAAAGCCUUCAGUCGGAAAUACCAACUCAUUUCACACCAGAGAACUCAUGCAGGGGAGAAGCCCUAUGAAUGCAGUGACUGUGGGAAAACUUUUGGUUUGAAAUCACAGCUCAUUAUACAUCAGAGAACUCAUACAGGGGAGAAACCCUUUGAAUGCAGUGAUUGUCAGAAAGCCUUUAAUACAAAGUCAAACCUUAUUGUACAUCAGAGAACACACACGGGGGAGAAACCUUAUGGUUGUAGUGAAUGUGGGAAAGCCUUUACUUUCAAGUCACAACUCAUUGUACAUCAGGGAGCACAUACUGGGGUAAAACCCUAUGGAUGUAAUCAGUGUGGGAAAGCCUUUAGUUUGAAGUCACAGCUCAUUGUACAUCAGAGGAGUCACACAGGAGUGAAACCCUUUGGAUGCAGUGAAUGUGGGAAAGCUUUCAGAAGUAAAUCCUACCUCAUUAUACAUAUGAGGACUCAUACCGGGGAGAAACCACAUGAGUGCAGUGAGUGCGGGAAAUCCUUCAGUUUCAAUUCACAACUUAUUGUACAUCAGAGAAUUCACACAGGAGAAAAUCCCUAUGAAUGCAGUGAAUGUGGGAAAGCCUUUAAUAGAAAAGAUCAACUCAUCUCACAUCAGAGAACUCAUGCUGGGGAGAAACCUUACCAGUGCAGUGAGUGUGGGAAAGCCUUUAGUAGCAAGUCAUACCUUAUUAUACACAUGAGAACUCAUUCAGGAGAGAAACCAUAUGAAUGUAACAAAUGUAGAAAAGCCUUCAUUUGGAAGUCACUACUUAUUGUGCAUGAGCGAACUCAUGCAGGGGAAAACCCUUAUAAAUGUAGUCAGUGUGGUAAAUCCUUCAGUGGAAAAUUACAGCUUGUUGUACAUCAGAAAAUGCACACAAGAGAGAAGCCCUAUGAAUGCAAUGAGUGUGAAAAAGCCUUCUUUAGGAAAUCUCAGCUCAUUGUACAUCAGAGGAUUCAUUCAGGGGAGAAACCCUAUGGAUGUAGUGAAUGUGGAAAAACCUUCUCUCAGAAAUCAAUUCUCAGUGCACAUCAGAGGACUCAUACAGGAGAGAAACCCUGUAAAUGCACUGAAUGUGGGAAAGCCUUUUGUUGGAAGUCACAGCUCAUUAUGCAUCAGAGAACUCAUGCAGAUGAGGAAUGUAUUGGUGAAUUAAAUGUAAGAAACUUUGUCUCAAAAGUCAAUUCACAGGAAGUUCCAGAAAGUUCAAACGGAAGAGAGACUCUGUAAGUGAAAUCAUCACAUUGUACACCAGAAAACUCAUACUGAAUAGAAACUUUAUGUAUGUACAGCAUGUGGAAGGGCAUCCACAGUAAGCUGUUUUUUUAUACACACAAAAAAUACCAGUAAAUGUACACAGGAACCCUGUGAAUUCAGUUAACUCUG